UGGCACUGCAACAGGCGCCAACAUGACAGCCACCGCCUCGCCUCACCAGCAGCCAGUUGCUGACUCGCUCUCAGCUGCACGUACGAGUACCGCAGAGGAGUCAACACGCGCCACCAGCCAAGCCUCUCAGCUGGUGGUGGAGNCAACACGUUUCCCAACACGUUUUUACCCAUCCACGCCCCGUCAUGGGCCACCCGCUCUAAACUCCAAGCACAUAGAACUGGGUCGCCCGAAUUAUCGAUCAAGCUAGCAUAUGACACGUCGUCUACGAGAUUCGCGGUCAUGCUUGAUUUUUUAGGAGUAUCGCUUUGCGUCGAUCGAGAGCAGGGUCAAGAUGGCUACCAGGCGCGAAGAUGAGGCCCGCCAAGCAGCGGAGGCCCGCCAAGCAGCGGAGGACGCCAGGAACUAAGAACAAGAUAGCUCCCGCAGCGUCGACAAGAGCGCGCGGUUUGAAGCUGAAGAAGUCAACAGGAGUCCGGACGUCAGCUGCGAGGUGAAAGCAGGAGAGGGUUAGAUAAAAGCCAUGCGAGAGAGCGAAGAGUACGAGGUAGGCCAGCAGCACGGAGCGCGCCUAGAACCAUCGACCACGCCCGCGGACGACACCCCCCUGACCAUUGCGCGAGCCCCCGAGGGGCGGCUCAGCGCAUUACAGCAGCACCACUUCUGCUACUAGGGUCCCAGACCCGCUCAGGCACGUGAUGAACUGAUUAUGUCCUCUGUCCGAAGACGAAUAUGGCCUUGUUUUGUGUUCCAAAAGUUUUUUGUCUUGUGUCUGAACCGUUUCCUGUGUUCGGAAAUCUGCGAAAUGUGUGAUGUUGGGAUGAAAGAGAGAGUACGAUUGUCACGAACGAGAUAACUGAUCGUUUGAGGGGUUAUCAAGCCACCAACAGCACGUAUGAGGGGAUGUUAUGCUUCCAAGAGUUUAGAUGCCAAUCGUGCAACGAAAAGAGUAUGAGGGGCUUCUAUCACACCAAAAGCAGUACGGUAAAAAAAAUAAAAAAAAAGAUUGAUGCGUAACUUUGUGGGACUACCACGUCACCACCGACACAACAGCAAAGCGUGGACAUCAUUACGCAUUUGAAGGACAGUCAGAAUUCUUGACGCAAGCACGUAGGAUUUCAUGGCAAGUUUGUAGGAGAUGUUGGGUAGAAUUUCGCUGGAGAGAACAGCAAUAUGCGUGGCAGGACCUCGGCGAAAAGCGAGACUUGACCCAAGACUGACGUUUUCCGACUAGAUCGCAGAGAAAAAUAGUCCGAGGCAUCACUCAGCCAAGAAGCGAGGUUGACCCAGAAACUAAAUUCCCGACUAGAUCGUAGAGGACAGCAAAAAGAGGCAGUACUCAGCAUGACGCGGAGCAAGAUCCACCAAAUGCGUUCCUCCGAAGAGAUCACUCAAGACCAUUUCAGUGGCACAACACGAACUUUGAAGUUUCACGGCGUGAGCAGAAGAGAAAUUUUGGAUGUCCAACUGUAUUUUAUUUUGUUUUGGUGCAGCAGUCACCCCUGUGCAGAACCGGGGGGAGUGUUGUGGAAUGUGAUUCUCCUCAGGAGUGCUGUUUUAUAAGGAACUGAUUGUGCCACCAUCUUCCCUUUCGAAUACAUACGCGACCUGCCCUCCACCGCUGCCGAGUCAAUCCUUCUGGAGCGACAAUUGUGGUCUCCCCCAACGAAGGCGGACGAUUUGCUGACGAUGCUCCAGCCGCGGCCAGCCGGACGAAGAGCACAGAAGGCGACCGCGGCGGAGGCGAGCGAAAAUCCGCAGGGGAGAAACAAUGGCAGGGGCAGUGGUCCAAUGCGCUGGGGUUUAUGGCUGGAAAAGUAGGCGCAUUGAGGUUCAUCUUGAAUUUGAGUUAGUUUGAGAUUUGGCGUUUGUUUUGUUUGAUUUGAGCUUGGGUUUGGUUUUUCAGAUCUGAUUGAAGUGUGGAUGAGAGGAUCAGAAGUACUGUUAUGAUUUUCGGCACCUCUCGUAUUGUUUUUCGGCUUGACUCCGACCCCUUCACAAAGCAGGGGGGCGGAUCCUCGGAGCAGGGGGGCACGUUAUAUUCUUUCAAACGAAAUGGCGUUGCUGACAUUUCUUCACCGAACAUUAAUGAUAUAUUUUGAGUAUUUCAGGGAGAAAAUACUUCUUCGCGUUUUACCUGCGGACGAAGGCUUGGUGGAUGAAUGGAAUAAUAUGUCUUAGGAUUGCAUACAUCUUGCUAAUGGUAGGAUAUCUAGCUUGGCGGAUUUAGAGACGCACCGAGAUAUUGUGACGAAUUGGCGGUAAAAGGAAAGGCGUCUUUGAACGGCGUUCGUUAUAUUUUUCUGGAUGAAAAGGGUUUGAGUUGAGAAUUUUCAGAAGAGAGCGAGAGUGAUUGGCGUGUGUUGGUAUGCUAUUUGGAUACUUUUGUCGUGUCUGAAGUAUUUUCGUUUUCUUGGUUUUGAUUGUGUUUUGGGAUGAACUGGUAUGAGAAGGAUGACUAUGAUAUUUUCCCGGAGCAUGACGAUGCAUACGAGCAGGGGGGCUAUUCGAUAUACUCGUAGCACAGCAUACGGGUGGUAUACUGCAUAUACAUAUGCGGGUAUUGCAGUGACCAACUACAGAGGAACAAGAAGUUUCUUUAUGUUUUCCUUGGGAGUGUGGUUGGUGUAGAUUCAUGAAGAUUCGUUUUGGGUGUUUGAGCGUUAUGCGUGACUUGAUGCCGUGAUGGAAUGACGAGCUCAAGCACGCCCCCGAUUAAUACAACACGGAUACA
Messenger RNA from Ectocarpus sp. CCAP 1310/34, 2734 nucleotides. Lineage: Eukaryota; Phaeophyceae; Ectocarpales; Ectocarpaceae. The record is from the annotation of a GenBank genome assembly.